Messenger RNA from Gigantopelta aegis, 2507 nucleotides. RefSeq lists its product as uncharacterized. Bases 60 to 2507 code for a protein of 815 amino acids. The transcript is spliced from 5 exons. Gene Ontology annotation, molecular function: RNA binding. The record is from RefSeq and is a predicted model, not a curated record. Lineage: Eukaryota; Metazoa; Mollusca; Gastropoda; Neomphalida; Peltospiridae.
UCUCCACGGUGAUAUAAGAGGUAAACAGAUGGGUCUUUAGUGACAUAGAGGUAAAUAAGAUGGGAGACAGUGUGGCAACCAGUGAAGAUACAGAUGAAAAACCUAAGACUGUGAAGGUCCAAGGGUUUAGACCACACACAAGCAAUGAUGCACUUGAAUUGUAUUUUGAAAAUCCCAGGAAGGGUGGAGGAGACAUUCUUCAUUUCCAACGACAUAGCGAUGUUAUCUACAUAACAUUUGCUGAUUUCAAAGUUGCUAAGACCAUUGUUGAAAAGACCCACAGGUUUGGCGACUGUGAUCUCCAAAUACAGUUUUCCAUCGCCCCAUCUCCACAGGCUGUUCGACCCAGCUACACUGACAGAGUGCUGAUUACAGGUAUCGGAGAGUGCACAACAACAGACUGUUUGAUAAACUACCUGGAAGUCCGAGGUCAGUGUGACAUCAGGGAUAACAAUGUCCUGUACGGUGACAAUCAAGGAAUGGCAGUUGUCAUAUUUGAUAAAAUGCCAGACCUGGAAAAACUCCAAGCAGAAUGUGCAAAACGACCUCUGGAAGGUUCUAACUUGACAGUCAGCAAGGUUCUCGUUAGUAAGACUAUCAUUGUACGGGGACUAAAAUCAAAGACCACUAAAGAUACAGUUAGUAACUACUUUGAAGGGAAACGUUCUGGUAAUGUGGAUGGUGUUGAGGUUGAGAAGGUUCGGAUGAUUUCUAAUAAAGGUUACUGUCUGGUUUGCUUCAGAGAUCAUACAGCCAUUGAGCCAAUUGUGACCAUUAGCAGACGCCACAAGCUUGAUGGCGCUACUCUGGAUGUUGCCGUUUAUCACGAAUGUCUUUUUGAUGAAGACGACGAUGACGACGACAGUGAGCCAACCUUGUGUGAAAUCCCAGCUCCAGUGGAAGUCAAAAACCUUGAUAAGCACAAACUGAAAUUUAUUCAAGAGUCCAAAACAUCAAAUGAAUCUCUUUUCAAAGAUUUGGAGUGUCGUCAUGCCAAACUAAGCUGGUCAGAAUUAGAUGAUAGAUCAGUUACUCUAACAUGUACUCUGACAAAGGAGAUGCCAGAUGCUUGUUCCUUGUCAAGCAGCUGGGCUAGUGAUGCAGAAAAUGUGUUGCUCAAAUAUCUGAAUGUGCUACAAGUUGAGGAAAUACAUGUUCUUCAAGAUAUAUGGGAUGAAGUUGUGAAAGAAUGGGAUGUCAAGCACACUGAUGAUGCGAGUGUGUUCAUUUUGAGGGAUCUCUCUAUAGUAGUUGUUGUUGGACAUGCAGCAGUUGUCAGAACUACAGCGGAAGAAGUGAAAUCUUUGGUGAAGAAGAUCAAAGAAACAUAUGAAAAGAAAAGCAAAGAAACAUUUGAGACCAUUAGCAGUAUAAAAUCAAUACUACUGCAUCUACUUCUGAUAAAUGACUUUCCCAAGAAAAUGAUGAAAAAAUAUCCUGGGUUGACAGUUAAUAUAAAGAUUCAAACAGCUGAAAUAGUUUUUCAAGGAGAUCUUGGAUCUGUAAACAAAGCAAAGCUUGAAAUGUACCAGUCAUUACUUCAGACUACUAAAGAGUCCAGGUUAUCCAAUCUGUCCGAGGGUCAGUUGCAGUUGGUUAUUAAGAAACGUGUUCAAGAUUAUAUUUUUAAGAAAUUAAAAAGCAAAAAUAUAUUAGGUGCCUGGGAAGUAAGUGAUACCGGAGUCACAGUCUUGACAUUCAGUGACACUGAUCCCAUGGAGGUUGCAGAAGUGAUCAGUGAGUCUGUGGUUGAGAACAAACAGACUCUAGAUCCUGAGACUGUUACCCUGUUGUCAUCAGAGAAAUGGAAGUCAUUCACUACUCAUUUGUCGGCUAGAUUUGAUGAUCUUCUGGAAAUCACUCAUGAAGCUGGUAAAAGUAGUAUUACCAUUAUUGCUACAGAUGAUAUCAUUGCUACUGUAACAAAGGAAGUUGAUCAAUUCAUUUUGGAUAAUGCCAUAUAUAUCCAGUCAGUAAAGUUUCCAUCAGGUAUCCAUCGCUUUUUGCAGCAGUACUGUGAGAGAGAGAUAAAUCAAAUAAUGUCUGAUUUGAAAAGGCUUCAAGCAGUCAUACAAUGUACACUUACUGGCAAUGAAUUUACCAUUAAUGCUACUAAAAAUGGAAUGGAUUCAGUUACAAAAGCUUUAGAAGAAUUGUCUAGUAAAAUUGAACAAAAAAAGUAUGUACAUAAACGAUCUGGCAUGUGCAAGCUGAUGCAAUCUCUAAGAGGAAGUCAGUUUAUUGCUGGAUUGGAGUCCAGAGAAAGAUGCAUCAUUGAAACAGAAUUUGUUGAUGGUCAAACACUGAUUGCAAAAAGCCACCACACAGUGGAACAAGCAACAUCUGCAGCUGAAAUUGUUGAAAGUAAUAUGUCCAAUUUGAAAGUUCAACAUGGUGUCACAGUCUGUGCUUCUGCUGAAAAUGUGGAUAACAAGGCCAGUUUUUCUAAAGGUGUUGUCAAACAAGGGAAAUUACCAGAGUUAAUGACGAUAAACAAGCUGAUGUAA